This is a messenger RNA of Aspergillus udagawae, 2397 nucleotides long. It is a transcript of the gene triA, whose product is annotated as putative mRNA capping nucleoside-triphosphatase. NCBI's taxonomy places the organism in Eukaryota, Fungi, Ascomycota, Eurotiomycetes, Eurotiales, Aspergillaceae. Gene Ontology annotation, molecular function: polynucleotide 5'-phosphatase activity. The coding region runs from base 1 to 2397 and encodes 798 amino acids. Gene Ontology annotation, cellular component: mRNA capping enzyme complex. Gene Ontology annotation, biological process: 7-methylguanosine mRNA capping; polynucleotide 5' dephosphorylation. The transcript is spliced from 3 exons. The record is from RefSeq and is a predicted model, not a curated record.
AUGGAUUUGCGCACGAUCAUGAACACCGAUGCCACUGGCACCGCCAAUGCUGCCCCUGCUCCGUCGCAGCAACCGCUUCCUCGAACUGAAUCCGUGUAUCCUCCACGUCAACCGCAACAAGCCACCACAUCGCCCUCAUCCUCAUCGCCUUCCCAUCCUCCUGGAUUCCAACAACAGCCCCCUCAGCCACCUCCAUUGCAGAGGCCUCAUGCGUCUCCAGAGCGAUCGUCUUCCUAUGGUUCAAUACAAUCGCCUUUUCAGUAUCAUUCGGCCUCUGCGCUGAGUGCCGGUGCGCGAUCCCAACGAGGCCAGAGUCCGCCCACUUCAGCUCUUCCAUUUGCUUCCUCCGGCUCGCGUGACUCCUAUUCUGCGUCCGCCAGUUAUAACGCGGCUGCACCAUUGGCCUCUCCAUACACGCCGCAACCCGCGAGUUCUGCGGGCCCUUUCCUGGAACAGCAACAGCAGCAGUCGUAUUUCGCGCAGCAGCGAUCGCAGUCCAUUCAGUCUGUCCUUUCCCCUCCAUCCGCGACCAACCACUCAUUCCCACCCAGAGAAAGUCCUUCGGCUGCUUCGCAGUCGCAUCCAUCACAACUGUUCUCACCCCCCGCGCAUGGGUCGUUGCCCGGCACUCCUCGAGCAUCCGCUGCCACAGCUCUACCUCGUCAAACAACGCCGUCCACACGUCCUCAAUCCUCCGGUCAUGACUCUCAAUCACAUCAGGGCUCAAGUCCUUGGGUUGGCCCGGAUUCUCAAGUCCAUAUGUCUCCAACUUCGAUGCCAAGAGCUUCGCGUCAGAAUUCGAGACACCGGGAGCAGACACCGCGACAAUUUCCUCCAGGGGUUGACAGGCGAGCAUCGGAUGAAAGCGUGAGCCCCAAAACUGCCUAUCCUGCAGCAUCCCGACAAGGAAGCAUGACCUCAACUUCCGAACGGAGGUUUGCAGCGCAGAGCAGUCGCACUGGGGACGGCGCAACGAGGGAGAACUCCGCAGCAUCAGUAAUGAAUCUGUCGCAAUCGCCCGUUGCUCCUGUGGACGCUCAUACCGCGCCAACGACGUCUCAAAUAAACAGCUCACCUUCAUCCCAGUCGUUCAAGCCCAACGAAUUCCUCACCGGAGACGCAUUUCCGACCAAGAUGGAUGUUGCUCCCGACUUCAGACCCGAUUCGAGUGACCGUCCUGCGAAGCGGAGGAGAAGACGAUAUGUUGAGCCCCCAAUCUUCGCUCAGCGGUCUGUUCGCACCAAAGGACGAUGCCCGAUGAUUCCAAACCCGCACCCACCGAUUCCGAAACAUCUCAGAGACUCGGCCCAGAAUCCCUUCGAAGCACGCCGACAGUCAACUCCUUCACAAGCGCCAGCCGCCGCAAUAGUGCCCUCGACCGCCGCAACAGCUGUGACCAAGUCGGAACCCCCACCUGUCAACGGCCCUCCAGUAGCCCGGUCAACCCCGGCCCCGGCCGCUCCAGCUCUCCCAGCAGGUAGCUUAGGGCCUUGGGAACCUUCGAUCACCGGGUUCAUACCUCACGAGGAGAUUACCAAGCUUGUGUGCGACUUUUUGUUCCAGCACGUAGUGCUCAGGAACGAUGCUACUGCUGCACCCGCUGGCACAGCUGCGGCAGGCCUGGGGGCCAUCAUCGAAGUGGAAGCUAAAUUAGGGCACAUUAUCGACAUGGAUCGCGGCGAGAGGCUCAGCCUACCGAUUUUAACUGAAAGCGUCAUUAACAAGGAAAACCCUCGUUUUCGGACCGCAUUCGAAAGUUCCAUGACACUUUCACAACAUCGGGCAAUGAACAACUUCCUCAACGAGGCCGUGAAAGCAUCUAUGCCUCAAACAAAUCAAGGUCGAAUUCCCCUAUCCUACGCUCACAAAAAAGAGCGGGACACCUUCUAUGAAAUUUCCCCGUCCGAGCUUCCGCCGGUCAUCAGACAGAACCUCAAUCCCCGUCACAAACCAAAGGUCCGCGUCACAGUCGACCAGCGCACUGGCGAGGUCCUCGCUAAGAUCGUCAAAUGCCGCAUCGCCGACAUGGACGUGCACAGUCCGCGCACAAGCGUAGAUUGGCGAGUCAGCGUCAACCUCGAAAUGAGCUACGAAGGCGACGUCAGUCACCUCCCCAUGGUAGACAGCCGAGGCGGCCGCGGCGGAGAUAGAAACAAAGACCGCAUGAGCUACAGACAUUUGGCAUACCAGAUCGACCUGACCCAGGUUGCCAAAUCAGAGCCCUCUAGCAAAGGCGACUUCGAACACGAACUCGAGAUCGAGGCCUCCGCCGCUGAGAUCCGUCGUCAGGGCCAGCUAGCCAUGGCCGGCGACCCGCAGAACCAAUACGAAGACCUAGUCAAGGGAUUUGUGGAUAACAUCCGCCUGCUGGCGCGUGCGGUGCCGCCUCCUUCCUGA